Molecule: messenger RNA, 1819 nt
Organism: Raphanus sativus (radish)
Lineage: Eukaryota; Viridiplantae; Streptophyta; Magnoliopsida; Brassicales; Brassicaceae
Product: peptidyl-prolyl cis-trans isomerase CYP59
Exons: 12
Coding region: 170-1663 (497 amino acids)
Biological process (GO): protein peptidyl-prolyl isomerization
Cellular component (GO): nucleus
Molecular function (GO): RNA binding; zinc ion binding; peptidyl-prolyl cis-trans isomerase activity
Source: RefSeq, a predicted model, not a curated record
AUGUGCACGUUCCCCAAUUCUUGUUUCCAAAUCAAAAACCUAGACAAAAUCGACGAUCUCCUCUCCCUCAACAUUCAGAAAGAGACGACGACAAGAGCAGCAGACGUUUCGUCCGUGCCCUUCCUCCUCCUCCUCCUACUUUCCUUACGCUGCUGGCUGUGUAAGAAACAUGUCAGUUCUUAUUGUGACAAGUCUUGGGGACAUUGUCAUUGAUUUGUACUCCACUAAAUGCCCUUUGACUUGCAAGAACUUCCUCAAGCUCUGCAAGAUCAAGUACUACAAUGGGUGCCUCUUCCACACUGUGCAAAAGGAUUUCACUGCUCAAACUGGUGAUCCUACUGGUACUGGACUUGGCGGUGAUUCCAUCUACAAAUUGCUGUAUGGUGAGCAGGCUCGCUUUUUUAGAGAUGAGAUUCAUCUCGAUUUAAAACACUCCAAAACUGGCACUGUUGCUAUGGCUAGUGGUGGAGAGAAUCUCAAUGCUUCCCAGUUUUAUUUCACACUUCGUGAUGAUCUAGACUAUCUUGAUGGGAAACAUACAGUGUUUGGGGAGAUUGCUGAGGGGCUUGACACGCUGACUAGGAUAAACGAAGCUUAUGUUGAUGCCAAAAACAGACCUUAUAAAAACAUUAGAAUCAAGCACACUUAUAUACUUGAAGAUCCCUUUGAAGAUCCCACACAACUGGCUGAGAGGAUACCAGAUGCUUCCCCGGAAGGAAAACCCAAGGAAGAGGUUGAAAUUGACGUGCGUCUUGAAGAUGAUUGGGUUCCCAUGGAUGAACAACUUGAUGUUCAUGAACUGGAGGAGGUUAUCCGUGAAAAAGCUGCUCAUUCUAGUGCUGUUGUACUUGAAAGCAUAGGAGAUAUCCCAGAGGCCGAGGUCAAGCCUCCUGAGAAUGUACUGUUUGUCUGCAAAUUGAAUCCUGUGACUGAGGAUGAGGAUCUGCAUACCAUUUUUUCACGCUUUGGCACUGUUAUAUCGGCUGAUGUAAUCCGGGAUUUCAAAACCGGUGACAGUUUGUGCUACGCUUUUAUAGAGUUUGAGGAAAAGGCGGCAUGCGAACAAGCAUAUAACAAGAUGGGGAAUGCUCUGAUAGAUGAUAGAAGAAUACAUGUGGACUUCAGUCAGAGUGUAUCCAAACUUUGGUCACAGUUCCGGCAGAAAGAUUCACAAAAGGGUAAAGGAGGGAAUGGAUGUUUCAAAUGUGGGUCGACGGAUCAUGUAGCCAAGGAUUGUGUGGGUGGUGGUAAUCAGGGUUCAAAGUUCAUCGUAAAAGACCAAAACAGACAGCACGGAGGAGGUGAAGGGUAUGAUAUGGUGUUUGAGGGAGAUAUAGCUGAAAGGCCCAAGAGGGAGAAGAGAGAGCAUAGUCAUGACAAGGACAAGAUUCGGAGCAGAAGUCCUCGUGGCUAUGGUGAAGGCAAAAGACAAGAGAAAGAUGAACCCGAGGACAAGGAAGCUAGUAAGUACAAUGGUAGAAGACAUAAUAGGGAAGAGGAAAGAGAAAGGGAGAGGAGGUAUGAUGAUGGUGGGGGUAGGGAGAAGAAACACAGGGAGAGAGAGAGUAGGGAAGAUGAAGAGAGGAGAAGAAGAAGACGACGCCACGAAGAGAUGAGAGACGAUCGUGGGAGUGAGAGAGAGUAUAAGGGAAGGAGAAAAUGAGAGAAGGGAUAGGUGAAAUGCAAUCUUGUCAUAAACUAGCUUUGAAUUCCAUGGAACUGAAUGCUUUUCAAAAACUUUUGCAGACAUGUAUAUGUAUUGUAUGGAUCCUUUUUUUUUUUUUUUGAUUAUUCAAACUCCCUCGAGUGUUGUGUGUGA